AGGGCCGAGCCCAGUUCCAACUCAGCAAACCAUCCGUCUCUGUCUCUUCUCCCGGUUCAGUCCAUUUCAAACACGAACCCGAAAAGGAGCGGCCGAUUGAGCCAACCCAACCCAACCCACCCGCCUCGCCGCCGGCGGUCGCCGGAGAUGUCAUGGCUCGCCCGCUCCCUCGCUACCUCCCUCAACAUCCCUGACGGCUCCAGCGCCGACGACGACCCCGACGCCGCCGUUGCCACCCCAUUUCCCUCUUCCUCCGCGCUCAUCCCGCCGCCGCCGCCGCUUCCUCCCCAUCCGCUGCAUUCGGCCGCGGCGGAGGGCGUCAAGGAGGACCUUACUGAGCUAUCCAAAACCCUGACGCGCCAGUUUUGGGGCGUCGCCAACUUCCUCGCGCCACCGCCGGGGGAGGCCUCGACCUCCUCCUCGCCUCCGUCGGCGGGGGACCAAUCCGGCGCUGCGGAGACGCCGCCUGAGAUUGCCGGGAUCCGGAGCGACUUAUCGGAGAUCGGCGGGAGGUUCAGGAGCGGGAUCUCCCGGAUCUCAAGUCAAAAGGCCGUGUCUGGGUUUUCUAGGAUGGCCUCCAAUUUCUUCGCUCCUGAAGACGACGAGGAGAACGAGUGGGAGGAAGAGCAGAGACGAGAGAUUAGGUAUGAGAUGGGGGAGGAGGGGGUAAGACAUGAGGUGCAGGGCGACGAGGUGUGGCAUGAGUGGGAGGAGAGGGCAAGACUUGAGGUCGACGACGGCGAGGUAAGGCACGAGUUGGUCCAUGGCCACGAGUUGGAGGUGGAGAGGGUAAGGCAUGAAGAGGACGGCGAAUUGGUGGAGCAUAUAGUAAGGCAUGGGGAGAAUGGCAAAUUGGAGUUUAGAGUAAGGCAUCAGGAGGGUGGUGAAUUGGAGGAGAGAGUAAGGCAUGAAGAAGAGGAAGUGGAGGACUGGGAUGUGAUUGGUAUCACCGAGGAGGUGCUUGCAUUCGCCCAAAACAUUGCCAGGCACCCAGAGACCUGGCUCGACUUCCCGCUGCUCCCUGACGAUGACGAGUCUGAUGGACCAUUCUCAUAUUUUGACAUGUCUGAUGCUCAACAAGAACAUGCCUUGGCUAUUGAGAACCUUGCUCCCAGAUUAGCAGCUUUGCGGAUUGAAUUAUGUCCAAUCCAUAUGCGCGAAGAAUGCUUUUGGAAAAUUUACUUUGUUCUUCUACAUCCUAGACUGAAUAAGCAUGACGCUGAACUUCUGUCAACACCACAGAUCGUGGAAGCUAGAGCAAUGCUUAUGCAACGUUUGCAGUGCCAGUCAAAGCUCGAAACAGAACAGCUAUGUCAUAAUAAGGAUGAUCUUGGAGUUCAGUCAGGAGAGGACACCUUAAAAGCUCGUACAGAGGCAUUCCCAUCUGCGCGACAGGAAGCUGCUUCUGUCGUACCCAUAACAGAAUUUGAGAUUGAAAAGCAUCCUAUCCAUGUAACUGAAGUUGCAGUAGUGGACAAAUCGGUCAUCAAAGAGCAGCUCACCAAGGUUCAUACCGAGACCUCAAAUGUCUUGCAAGAGACAUUCGAUGACGACAUAGACGAUUGGUUUGAUGAGGCCGAUCUUGCUGGGCACACCACUAUCCACAUAGGUGAUGAGGAAGAUGUGUCUUUUAGUGACUUGGAGGAUGAUGAUGUGAAAUGAUUUAGUUCCAAGCGAACUUCAACCUGUGUAAUGAAAAACUGGACUUUCUACUGUACAAGAAAAUGGAGAGGUGUAAGUUGUUUGUCAAAGGAAUAGGCUGUACAAUGGGAACAGAGAGCUGCUUUAUUGUGCUUCCAAGCUGCCGGGGUGAACACACUGUAAUCGUUCGCUCAAGAAUAAGUCUGCUUCCAAGUUGUUCGUCAAAGGAAUAGGCUGUACAGUGGGAACAGAGAGCGGGGCUUCUACGUUCCACCAGCAUUACGGUUUGUAAUUUUGUUCAUACUCUUGUAGUCUUGUGUACAUAAGCAUUCGUGAUGUUACAACUUUACAAUAAUUAAGUUUCAUUCUUUGGUUGGUU
Molecule: messenger RNA, 2020 nt
Organism: Phragmites australis (common reed)
Lineage: Eukaryota; Viridiplantae; Streptophyta; Magnoliopsida; Poales; Poaceae
Exons: 3
Coding region: 148-1662 (504 amino acids)
Source: RefSeq, a predicted model, not a curated record